AUUAUCGUGGAGGGAGGCGAUUCCCUUCCUUGGAAUGCCUCACGUUAUAAAAAUACACCUUGGCGGAAGAGUGUGAAAGAGAAAGAGUAAAGAGAGAACUGACUUGAUCUCUCUCUCUCUCUCGUGCUCGUUGUUUUUGCUUACCAUGCUUACAUUUGUUGCUGUUGCGAACAUCAAAUAAAAACAAAAACAAAAGUGAACAACCAAUAUCUGUGGAAAUACUACGAGUAAUUGACUACUAAAUGGAAUACUAUAAUAAAUAAACAAAAUCAAAUUGGAUUAUCGCCCAGCUGCUGGGAGCUUGCCCCAAGAUGAUGACCUUGCCGCCGUUCGGCUGGUUCCACUUUCUCCAGCUUCCUUUGCACCGCUCGACGUAGAACCCCCACGGACUUCCACAGAGGGGAAACCCUCACCAGCUCCAAUCAAAGCGUCAGCCACUGCCAUUAGUAGCCAUACAUCAGAUACAAUAUAUAUAUAGAUUUGGCCCAGCGUCUUGUUCUUCGUGAUUUCGUCGCUGUCAGCGUUCGACGCCGACUGAGACGAGAGCAGCGAAGCAACGAGAGCACAGCGAAAGCCUCACCACGGACGCAUUUAUGGAUGCGGGAGGCCUGCCAGUCUUCCAAGCCAGCCAAGCAGCCGCAGCCGUCGCCCAGCAGCAGCAGCAACAGCAGCAGCAACAACAGCAGCAGCAUCAGCAUCUGAAUCUCCAACUGCAUCAGCAGCACUUGGGCCUACACCUGCAACAGCAACAGCAACUGCAACUGCAACACAAUGCACAGGCGCAACAGCAGCAACAACAACAACAACAACAACAACAGCAUCAGCAGCAGCACUCUCCCUACAAUGCCAACCUGGGAGCAACAGCCGGAAUCGUCGGCGGCCUUGUUGCUGGCGGCAACGGAGCUGGCGGCCCUCCAAAUCCAGGAGUCAGCCUCGGACCCAACAGUGGGGGCGGCGGCCCAUCGCCUAGCGAUGCCCUACCACCCAAGCGACAGCCCAUUGUGGACCGACUGCGACGCCGCAUGGAGAACUACCGACGACGGCAGACGGACUGCGUGCCGCGAUACGAGCAGACCUUCAGCACCGUCUGCGAGGAGCAGAACCAGGAGACCACGGCCCUGCAGAAGCGCUUCCUCGAGAGCAAGAACAAGCGGGCGGCCAAGAAGACCGACAAGAAGCUGCCCGAUCCCCAGCAGCAACAUCAGCAGCAGCAACAGCAGCAUCAACAUGCGGCACAGACGAUGUUAGCCGGACAACUGCAGAGCAGUGUUCAUGUGCAACAAAAAUUCCUUAAACGACCAGCGGAGGAUUUUGACAAUGGCGCCGAGAACUUUGAGCCGCCGCAUAAGUUGCCCAACAACAACAACAACAAUAGCAACAACAACAACGGCUCGAAUGCCAACAACAAUGGGAACAACAACGGCAACAGCGGUAGAAACAACUCCGGCAACAGCAACAACAACGGCUCUGAGAAUCUAACCAAAUUCUCGGUGGAAAUCGUCCAGCAGCUGGAGUUCACGACCUCUGCGGCCAAUUCACAGCCGCAGCAGAUCAGCACGAAUGUCACAGUGAAGGCCCUGACCAACACCUCGGUGAAGAGCGAACCAGGAGUGGGCGGCGGUGGUGGUGGUGGAAACGGAGGAGGUGGAAACAGCGGCGGUGGUGGCAACAGCGGAGGCGAUCAGCAGCAGCAGCAGCACCAACAACAGCAACAUCAUCCCCAGCAGCAUCAGCACCAGCAGCAGCAGCACCAGAACCAGCACCAACAAGGCGGCGGACUGGGUGGCCUCGGCAAUAAUGGGCGUGGCGGGGGUCCUGGCGGAAUGGCCCAGGGACCCGGAGCUGGCGGACUCGGUGGCCUCGGAGUCGGCGUCGGAAUGGGCAUGGGACCCAACAUGAUGUCCGCCCAACAGAAGUCGGCCCUCGGCAAUCUGGCCAAUUUGGUCGAGUGCAAACGGGAGCCCGACCACGGCUUUCCCGCUCUGGGCUCGUUGGACAAGGACGGGGGCAACGGGCAGUUUCCCGGGUUUCCCGAUCUACUGGGCGAUGACAACUCGGAGAACAACGACACCUUCAAGGAUCUCAUCAACAAUUUGCAGGACUUCAAUCCCAGCUUCCUCGACGGCUUCGAUGAGAAGCCGCUGCUGGACAUCAAGACGGAGGACGGCAUCAAGGUGGAGCCCCUGAAUGCCCAGGACCUCAUCAACAGCCUGAAUGUGAAGUCGGAGGGCGGUCUGGGACACGGCUUUGGGGGCUUUGGCGUCGGAAUGGGCAUGGAUAAUCAGGCCAUGAAGAUGCGUGGCGCCGGCGGUGGUGGUGGCUUCCCCAAUGGCCCCAACGGUGGCGGUGUUGGUGCCGGCGGCGUGGGAGGAGGAGGAGGCGGAGGACAAGCCUCCGGUGGCGGGAAUCUCAUGUCCGAGCAUCCGCUGGCCGCCCAGACCCUCAAGCAGAUGGCCGAGCAGCACCAGCACAAGAGUGCGAUGGGCGGCAUGGGUGGCUUCCCCCGCCCCCCGCAUGGCAUGCAACCGCAACAACAGCAGCAGCAGGCCCAGCAGCAGCAACAUGGCCAGAUGAUGGGUGGCCCUGGUCAGGGCCAGCCCGGGCGCUACAACGACUAUGGGGGCGGCUUUCCGAACGACUUCGGCCUGGGUGCCAAUGGCCCGCAGCAGCAACAGCAGCCCCAGCAGCAGCAUCUGCCGCCGCAGUUCCACCAGAAGGGUCCUGGCCCAGGUGCCGGUCCCGGGCCUGGCAUGAAUGUCCAGCAGAAUUUCCUGGACAUCAAGCAGGAGCUCUUCUAUUCCUCUCAAAACGAUUUCGAUCUCAAGCGCCUGCAGCAGCAGCAGGCCAUGCAGCAGCAACAGCAGCAGCAACAACAACAACAGCAACAUCACCAGCAGCAGCAUCCCAACCCGAAUGGCCCCAAAAUGGGUGGCGUGCCCAGCUUCAACAAGCAGCAGCAGCAACAGGUGCCCCAGCAGCAGCAAUUGCAACAGCAACAGCAGUACUCGCCCUUCAGCAACCAAAACGCAAAUGCGGCAGCUGCCGCUGCCAACUUCCUCAACUGUCCGCCCCGUGGCGGUCCCAACGGCAGCCAGCAGCAGCAGCAGCCCGGUAAUCUGCCCCAGCAGCAACAGCAGCAGCAGCCGGGCGGCGGGCCACAGAGUGGUCCCCAGCAGCAGCAGCGUGGAGCCAAUGGGCAGCAGAACAAUCCAAAUGCCGGGCCCGGUGGCAAUGCGGCGCAGCAGCAGCAGCAAGCGACUACAACAACGCUGCAGAUGAAGCAGACGCAACAGCUGCACAUCAGCCAGCAGGGGGAAGGCGCGCACGGCAUUCAGGUGUCGGCUGGUCAGCAUCUGCAUCUGAGUGGCGAUAUGAAGAGCAAUGUCUCCGUGGCCGCCCAACAGGGCGUCUUCUUCAGCCAGCAGCAGGCCCAGCAGCAGCAACAGCAGCAGCAGCAGCAGCAGCAGCCUGGCAACGGCGGAAACAAUCCCCAAGAACAGCAACAGCAACCGCAUGGCGGAAAUGCUGGAGCUGGAGUGGGCGUCGGAGUGGGCGUGGGCAAUGGCGGACCUAAUCCCGGACAGCAGCAGCAGCAACCAAAUCAAAAUAUGAGCAACGCAAACGUAACCUCCGAUGGCUUCUCGCUCUCCCAAAGCCAAAGCAUGAGCUUCAGCCAACAGCAGCAGCAGCAACAACAGGCGCAGCAGCAGCAGGUGCCGCCCAACAUGCGGCAGCGUCAGACGCAGGCGCAAGCGGCAGCUGCAGCAGCGGCGGCAGCAGCGGCGCAGGCGCAGGCAGCGGCAAAUGCAAACGGACCCAAUGUCCCGCUCAUGCAGCAGGGACCCCAGGGUCCGGGCGUUGGAGUGGGUGUGGGCGUUGGGGUAGGCGUCGGCAACGGAGGCGGCGGAGGCAUGCCCAGCAAUGGGACCGCCGGUGGACCCAGCAACGGUGCAAUGAAUCAGAUGGGAGGACCCAUGGGCGGCAUGCCGGGCAUGCAGAUGGGCGGACCCAUGAACCCCAUGCAAAUGAACCCGAACGCGGCUGGCCCCAAUGCCCAGAUGAUGAUGGGCGGCGGGGGAGGCGGGGUUGGGUCAGGUCCCGGUCACGUUCCAGGCCCUGGGCCUAACCAGGCCAAGUUCCUGCAGCAACAGCUGAUGAUGCGCGCCCAAGCCAUGCAGCAGCAGCACAUGUCGGGCGCGCGUCCGCCUCCGCCUGAGUACAAUGCCACCAAAGCGCAGCUGAUGAAGGCCCAGAUGAUGCAGCAGACGGUGGGUGGGGGCGGUGUUGGUGUGGGCGGAGUCGGAGGAGUGGGCGUGGGCGGCGGUGGAGGCGGAAACGGCGGCGGGCGCUUCCCCAACAGCGCUGCCCAGGCGGCAGCCAUGCGCCGCAUGACUCAGCAGCCGAUCCCUCCCUCCGGACGGAUGAUGCGGCCCCAGCACGCGGCCAUGUACAUGCAGCAGCACGGCGUAGCUGGCGGCGGUCCGCGUGGCGGAAUGGGAGGUCCGUACGGCGGCGGCGGGGCGGGCGGACCAAUGGGUGGGCCACAGCAGCGUCCACCCAAUGUCCAAGUGACUCCCGACGGCAUGCCCAUGGGAUCGCAGCAGGAAUGGCGGCACAUGAUGAUGUCCCAGCAACAGUCGCAGAUGGGCUUCGGUGGCCCCGCACCCGGGGGCCCCAUGCGGCAGGGCCCAGGCGGUUUCAAUAGUGGAAACUUCAUGCCCAACGGAGCCCCUAAUGCGCCUGGCAAUGGACCAAAUGGCGGCGGCGCCGGCAUGAUGUCCGGUCCGAAUGUACCGCAAAUGCAACUGACUCCAGCCCAGAUGCAGCAGCAACUGAUGCGCCAGCAACAGCAGCAGCAGCAACAGCACAUGGGACCCGGAGCAGGCGGUAAUAUGCAGAUGCAACAGCUACUGCAGCAGCAGCAGUCGGCGGCCGGCGGCAACAUGAUGGCCAGCCAGAUGCAGAUGUCCAGCAUGCACAUGACGCAGACCCAGCAGCAGAUCACUGUGCAGCAGCAGCAGCAGUUUGUCCAAAGCACCACCACGACCACGCACCAGCAGCAGCAGCUGCUGCAGAUGCAGGGUCAGGGCCAGGGAGGCGGUCCGGGAUCGGCCAGCAACAACAACGGAAGUGGCGGUGGCGGUGGCGGCGGCGUCGGUGCCGGUGGGGUGGGAGCGGGUGGUGGCAACGCAUCCAACACGAUUGCCAGCACCAGCUCGAUAAGCCAGACGAUCAACUCGGUGGUGGCCAACUCAAAUGACUUGUGUCUCGAAUUCCUGGACAACCUGCCCGUGGACAGCAAUUUCUCCACGCAGGAUCUGAUCAACUCCCUCGACAACGACAACUUCAAUCUGCAGGACUUUAAUAUGCCGUAGAUUCGUUGAAGUAGUCUCCACCAUACACCAGCACCACCACACACACCACCAGCACCACUAGCACCACCACAUUGUUGCCUCAGUUUUGUUCACAAUUUUUGUUUUGUUGCCUAUUGUUGUUAUUGGUCUUGGCCAACCCCAUCCCGAAACGAAACGAACCCGACCCAGGCCCCUGCCCCUGCCCAUUCCCAUGCCCCGUCCCUGCCAAUGAAGUUACUUUGUUAUACCCGAUACUCAAAAUGAGUAUUGGGGUAUAUUAGAUUUGUGGUGAAAGUGGAUGUGUGUAACGU
Messenger RNA from Drosophila miranda, 5665 nucleotides. RefSeq names its product neurogenic protein mastermind-like. NCBI's taxonomy places the organism in Eukaryota, Metazoa, Arthropoda, Insecta, Diptera, Drosophilidae. Gene Ontology annotation, biological process: Notch signaling pathway; CENP-A containing chromatin assembly; chromosome segregation. Gene Ontology annotation, cellular component: chromatin; nucleus; nuclear speck. The coding region runs from base 594 to 5375 and encodes 1593 amino acids. The record is from RefSeq and is a predicted model, not a curated record. The transcript is spliced from 7 exons. Gene Ontology annotation, molecular function: transcription coactivator activity.